CGCAUUCCAUUGACAAUAAAAAGUCUGAGCUGCCGUGAAGCGUCCGUCCCAUUCCUUUGGCUAAAAAGCUACAGUCCUCGACAGAUUCACAUAUUGUCUAGCGAGAUAGUCCGAUACCUGUGCUGUGCUGUUACAGAAGCCUCUUGCUGUUUCGUUAUCGCAUCCGCAAAAGGCUGUCCCGCAACGCAAUCGUUUCGAACUGACUGUUGGGCAUGGGGGACGCCAACAACGAUGAGCUCGUUUCGCACUUCAUGGCCGUUACGGGAAUCGCGGAUGCGGAUAAGGCUACCAGCUAUCUAGAAAUGAGUGGAGGUGACUUGGAGACAGCUGUUGGUCUCUACAUGGAGCAUGAGCAAACAGCUGGCGCCGCGAGCGGUACAGCAGCCAGCGGCCUGGCGCUGCAGGACCAGAUCCGUGCUCCCGAUGCGACACGUACAAUGAGACUCAUGGAUGAUGGACCUUCAAACCCUAUGUUGGGAGGACAUACCAUGAUGGGGAUGAUGGGUGGAAUCGAUCCGGCGAUUAGACUUAUGAAUGAUAUGAUGGAAGAACAGCUCGCGCAAACGGCAUUCUCCGCUGCUCCGAGGGCAAUUGAUGCGAGAGCCGCUGUCAACGCUGCUGCUGCAGAAACCCUGGACGACGACGGAGAAUACGUCAUGGAAGAUGAUGACGACGACGAUGUGCAGGUGCUCUCUGGGCCGCAGAUACCGGCACGAUUGUCUGACUUGUUUGCGGCGCCCACGGAAAUUCUUUUCAAGAACGGAGGUUUUCAAAAUGCACGGACUACAGCCAAGGACUCGCGCCGCUGGCUAUUAGUAAAUAUUCAGCGAGAUGCUGAGUUUGCAAGUCACGCCCUUAAUCGCGACGUUUGGCGGGAUGAACUUGUAGAAAACCUCGUUCGAGAAGGUUUCAUCUUUUGGCAAACUAUGGAUCAAACGGCGGAAGGUCGCACUUACACAGAACGCUACCAGGUACACGAUUUCCCACACAUUGGUAUCGUAGAUCCAAGAACUGGACGUUUGCUGUGGCGCAAGGAGGGUUGGACACAGGCAAAUCCCAUGACGGCUGAACUGUUUGCGGAAAUGGCUAUGGAUUUCUGCUCCCGAAAUUCAUUCGAUCGAGCACCGCAAGCCCCGCGCCCAUCGGGAGCCCGAGUACCCAAACGUCCAAUGCAACAAAUGUCUGAAGACGAGCAAUUGCAAGCCGCCAUGCGUGCUAGUAUGGGUGAUGUUGUAGCGGACGAGGACAAAAAAGAGGAAGAUGGAGACAGCGAUGAAGAGAUUGAGUAUAUUGCUCCCGAUACGGAGGAGUCCAAACCUGCGGCUAUUAAGUCACCUCCUUCGAUGAGUACCGAUCUCAUCGGCAUGGACGUUGGACAAGAGCCACCUUCCGGAGCAAGGAUUCAACUUCGUAUGCCCGACGGAAAACGUGUAGUUCGGAAGUUUCCAGGCGACAGUCUUGUGAAAAUUGUUUAUGCGUUCGUUGCGCAAUCAAAUGAGGAGGCGCGCGGUGGUCGAGAAUUUGUCCUUAUGGCCGGUUUUCCACCCAGUGAUUUGAUAGAUGAAUGCGAAAAGACGAUCGAUGAGUACACCAUAAAUGAUGACAGCCUGCUUGAAGCCUGGAAAGGGACUUUUCCACAAAUCUUUAAAGAUGGGGAGAUUCCUCCACGCGUCUUGACCUUGGAACACCAUGAUAUGAAUCUACUAAAGCAAAUAUGGGUGAACUUAAGUAAGAGCGAGAAAAUUGUCAGUUUUGUCGUUCAAGAAUGGGCCGAACAAAUCCGUGACCGCAUGAAACCCACGCGAUGCUUUCUCAGAAUUUGCUUUGUGUUUAAAAGCGCGAAUAGUCGAGGCUACACUUUCCUUGUCAUUUCUAUUCUGCAUCCCGACUCUAAGCCACACUUCAGUUCGUACCUGCUAAUCAACACGGAACAGACCACCGACACUGAACUUCGUUGCUCUAGACUGACACUGUAUCGCGUUUGCUGCCCUCGCAUGCUGGCCAAACUGUGUCCCAGAAUGCCGUAUCAAGGUUUGACGGAUGUGUACAGAGGUUGUCGACUGUACUCUUCCAUCAAUGUUCGACGUAUUCUCAUUUUUGACACGUCAGCAGAACUUCCCGGCAGUCCCGCCUUAUAG
Molecule: messenger RNA, 2138 nt
Organism: Phaeodactylum tricornutum CCAP 1055/1
Lineage: Eukaryota; Bacillariophyta; Bacillariophyceae; Surirellales; Neidiaceae
Exons: 5
Coding region: 213-2138 (641 amino acids)
Biological process (GO): proteasome-mediated ubiquitin-dependent protein catabolic process
Cellular component (GO): nucleus
Molecular function (GO): ubiquitin binding
Source: RefSeq, a predicted model, not a curated record